Molecule: messenger RNA, 150 nt
Organism: Parastagonospora nodorum SN15
Lineage: Eukaryota; Fungi; Ascomycota; Dothideomycetes; Pleosporales; Phaeosphaeriaceae
Exons: 2
Coding region: 1-150 (49 amino acids)
Source: RefSeq, a predicted model, not a curated record
AUGGAGAAAGAACCCAAGACCAAAGAAGAUGAAAAUACACGAGCUCAAACACGCCCGCGCCAGCUCAUCCGAAAACCCCGCCCCGCUUCGGCCCUGACAUCACAUGCACGCGGCGAUCCCUCGAUCCAGACAUCUGGACUGGCGAGCUAG